AGGCGCAGAAGACAGCCCGGGCCGGGGAUGAGGCUGGCAGGUUUUAGGGGCUCUGAGAAGCCUGAAGAGUCGUCUGGGAGCUUCUGCCCCAGAGAGCAGACUGGGCGAGCGGAAGCCGGUGGGGACACCCGGGAGAAAUCCGGAAUCGGAGCCAGGCCUGGACUCUUCCCUUUUCCAAAAAAAGAACUCAAAAUAGAAGGUUCAUCUCUUAUAAAACUCCAAGCCAUGUCUAAGGGAUCAGUGUCACUGAAGGAUGUCACUGUGGACUUCACUGAGGAAGAGUGGCAGCAACUGGACACAGCCCAAAAGGCCCUCUACAGGGAUGUGAUGUUGGAAAACUAUUGCCACUUCAUCUCUGUGGGGUUUCACAUAUCUAAGCCUCAUAUGAUCUGCAAGUUGGAACAAGGAGAAGAGCUAUGGACAGAGAGAAUUUUUCCAAGUCAGAGCUACCUGAAAGAUGGAAAGGCUGAAGAUGUUUUAGUGAUGUUGAGAGAAUGUCAAGACAUGCAUUCUAGAUCAGUUGUAUUCAUCAAUCACAAAAAAAUAAUUAAGGAGAGAAGUAACAUUUAUGGGAAAACCUUUACUCUAGGAAAGAACCAUAUUGUUUCAAAAACAACAUUCUAUGAACAUAAAUCUGAUGGAAAAGUUUUGAAAAAUAUUUCAGAAUUAGUUAUUAGAAAUGUAAACCCUGUAAAAGAAAAGGUUGGUGAGAGCACUGGGUGGGAAAAAUCAAACCUCAAUACUAAGCAUGAAAAAAUUCAUCCUGCAGUAAAUCUCCAUAAGCAAACAGAAAGGGACCUCAGUGGUAAACAAGAGCUUACUCAGCAGCAGAAAGUUCAAACUCCAGAACAACCAUUUGAAUAUAACGAAUGUAACAAAUCCUUCCUUAUGGAUGGAAUGUUAUUUUCACAUAGUAGAGCUCACAAAGGAGAAAGAACAUUUGAAUACAAUGAAGAUGGAAUUGCUUUCAUGGAAAAGUAUGAUCUGGGUAUCCACCCCCAUAAUCUUACAGAAAAGCCCUCUGCAUACAGCAAAUUUGGGAAAUUCCUCUGCAGAAAGUCUGUAUUUAUUAUGCAUCAGAACUCUCAAACAGAAGAGAAACCCUUUCAGUGUCCUUACUGUGGAAACAGCUUCCGAAGGAAGUCAUAUCUUACUGAACAUCAGCGAAUUCAUACAGGUGAGAAACCCUAUGUUUGCAAUCAAUGUGGCAAAGCCUUCCGUCAGAAGACAGCCCUCAAUCUUCAUGAAAAAACACAUAUAGAGGGCAAACCGUAUCUUUGUCUUGAUUGUGGAAAGUCUUUCCGCCAGAAGGCAACUCUCACUAGACAUCACAAAACACAUACAGGGGAAAAGGCCUAUGAAUGUCCGCAGUGUGGAAGUGCCUUUAGAAAGAAGUCGUACCUCAUUGAUCAUCAAAGAACUCACACAGGUGAGAAACCAUAUCAGUGUAGUGAGUGUGGGAAGGCAUUCAUCCAGAAGACAACCCUCACUGUACAUCAACGAACUCACACAGGAGAGAAACCUUACAUUUGUAAUGAAUGUGGGAAGUCCUUCUGCCAAAAGACAACCCUCACUCUCCAUCAGAGAAUUCACACAGGAGAAAAACCCUAUAUUUGUAACGAAUGUGGGAAGUCCUUCCGCCAGAAGGCAAUCCUUACUGUUCAUCACAGAAUACAUACAGGAGAAAAAACCAGUGGAUGUCCUCAGUGUGGGAAAGCCUUUAGUAGGAAAUCAAACCUCAUCCGUCAUCAGAAAACUCACACAGGAGAGAAACCAUAUGAAUGUAAAGAAUGUGGGAAGUUCUUCAGUUGUAAAUCAAACCUCAUUGUCCACCAGAAAACUCAUAAGGUAGAAACCAUGAGAAUUCUGAUGUAACUUCUUUGUAAAACUCUUUAAGUCAUAGUAAACCCUGUACCUGGUGUUGCUUGCAAAUAUAAUAUUCAGUGGUUUAAGAUACUGUAUUACAUAUUUACUCUUUGCUGUCCUAUAAAACACACAUGCACACACACAGGCGUGCGCAUGCAUGCACAAUUUCUGGAUAAAUGAUGAGAAUCUUUGAGGAAAAAAAUCCUAAAUUUUUGUUAUUAGAAUCAGGACAUUAAAACUUCUUCUGUUAAACUGCUAAGAAAACAUUCAAAAUUUUUUGUUUUUAUUUCCAUAUUUGUCUUUCUGUUAAUCAGUAGUAAGCAGCUGGCUGACUGGCAGUGCUCCAACGAUACACUGUGAGUAGAAGUGCUUUAAAACAAAGGAAGUGGGGGUGAGAGAUACAACUCAGCCACACAAGUGCCUGCCUGCAAGUGCAAGGUCCUGAGUUCAAUUCCCAGUACCUAGGGAAAAAAAAGAAAGGAGGUGAACUUGUAUUUCUCAGCAAAUAUGGAGUCAGUUGUUACCUCCUUAAAGUUAUUCAUAGUUUUAAUUUCUAACAUAAAUUAAUUUUGCAUAUUAAAAACUUUUAUAUAAAUUGGAUUAUAUAUUAUAUAGUCUUUAAUAUCCAGUGUGUCUCUAAGUCUCAUGAUCAAUGCAUGUGGGAGAAGGUCAUUUAUUUUUCAUUCUAUAUAGAAUUCUGUUAUAUCAGUUUAUCACAAUUUAUCCAUUCUACUAUUUGUGGACUUUUACAUUGUUUACAGCUUAGGGUCCUAAUAAAUAAUGUUUCUGAGAACA
Molecule: messenger RNA, 2661 nt
Organism: Chinchilla lanigera (long-tailed chinchilla)
Lineage: Eukaryota; Metazoa; Chordata; Mammalia; Rodentia; Chinchillidae
Gene: Znf382
Product: zinc finger protein 382
Exons: 5
Coding region: 28-1875 (615 amino acids)
Biological process (GO): regulation of transcription by RNA polymerase II
Cellular component (GO): nucleus
Molecular function (GO): DNA-binding transcription factor activity, RNA polymerase II-specific; RNA polymerase II transcription regulatory region sequence-specific DNA binding
Source: RefSeq, a predicted model, not a curated record